Molecule: messenger RNA, 489 nt
Organism: Aspergillus oryzae RIB40
Lineage: Eukaryota; Fungi; Ascomycota; Eurotiomycetes; Eurotiales; Aspergillaceae
Product: nucleoside deaminase
Exons: 1
Coding region: 1-489 (162 amino acids)
Biological process (GO): tRNA wobble adenosine to inosine editing
Molecular function (GO): tRNA-specific adenosine-34 deaminase activity
Source: RefSeq, a predicted model, not a curated record
AUGGUCUCCGAAUCAGACAUCAACUAUUUACGCCGUUGCGUAGACCUAGCCCGUGAAGCUCUCGAAGCGGGCGAUUCCCCAUUCGGGUCAGUUUUAGUGGACGCCGCCGGGAAGGUUAUCUACGAGGAUCGCAACCGCACCGUGACCGAAGCAGACGUCACCUGGCACCCAGAGUUCACAAUCGUCAAGUGGGCGCAGAAGAACCUGACUCCGACGGAGCGCGCCGCUGCCACAGUCUACACUUCGGGUGAGCACUGUCCAAUGUGCGCGGCUGCUCAUGCAAACGCGGGCUUGGGGCGAAUUGUGUACGCGAGCUCUACUGCUCAAUUUGUGCAGUGGAGGAUGGAGAUGGGCAUAAAACCUGGUCCGGUUGCCCCGUUGUCGAUCAAUCAGGUGGCACCGGAUCUACUUGUUGAUGGCCCGGCUCUGGGUCUGGAUGAGGAGGUUCGGGGGUUGCAUCAGAGGAAGCAGGCGAGAAGUGUAUCGUAA